Dermatophagoides pteronyssinus (European house dust mite) is the source of this 1356-nucleotide messenger RNA. RefSeq names its product poly(A) RNA polymerase GLD2-like. Gene Ontology annotation, biological process: RNA 3'-end processing. Gene Ontology annotation, molecular function: poly(A) RNA polymerase activity. The record is from RefSeq and is a predicted model, not a curated record. NCBI's taxonomy places the organism in Eukaryota, Metazoa, Arthropoda, Arachnida, Sarcoptiformes, Pyroglyphidae.
UUCAUUUCAAUGAAAAAACAAUAAAUAAAUUCGUCUUGAUCGGAUCGAUUUUAUUUAUUUCAUUCAUUCAUUUAUUAUUGAUCGAAACAAAUUAACCGAAUCAUUCAAAUCAAGAAACAAAAUGUUCUCAGUUGUAUCCAACUUUCCUAAUUAUUACGAUGAUCUAAUAUAUUUCGUUUAUGAAAAACAUCGACAACGUAAAGAAGAUUAUCAAACCAAAUUAAAAAUACGUCAAAAAUUUUAUGAUAUACUUAAUAAUCAAUUGGAUAAUGUUCAAUUUGAUUUAUAUAUGGUUGGUUCAACACAAACACAAUUUUCAUUACGUUCAAGUGAUAUGGAUCUUUGUAUGUUGGUUUAUGAUAAUGAUGGCCAUAUUGAUCAACGUUAUCGUCAUGAUAAAACAAUGGCAAUCAAAUUACUUAAAUCAAUUAAAGAUAUUUUAAUGAAAAAAUUUCAUCUAACAAAUGAAAUCAAUUUACUAAUGAAUGCCCGUGUACCGAUUCUAAAAAUUGAAACUGAAUGGAAUUUUUAUCGUUUAGCUGUUGAUUUAAAUUUGAAUGGUGAUCUAUCCAUCCGGAAUACAUUUUUAUUAACAUUUUAUCAAGAACUAGAUGAUCGUGUUGCACCAUUAGUCAUAGCAAUUAAAUCAUGGGCACGUAAAAAUUGUAUCGAUUCACCAUUUUAUGGUAUGCUUUCCAGUUAUAGCCUUAGUUUAAUGGCCAUACAUUUUCUACAAAAUAUUCAACCACCAAUUUUACCAUUAAUGCAAAUUGAAUUAUCAUCUGGAUCAUCGACUGAUGAUCAACAACAACAAUUUGAUCAUAUUGUUGAUAGUGGUCGUUUACAAGAAAAUCUGGAUAUUUUCCUAUUGGAAACACGAAAAAAAUUUCAUUGCCAAAAUCAUUGGUCAUUAGGUGAAUUAUUCUAUCGUUUUAUUGAAUAUUAUCAACAACGUUUUGAUUAUCAUCAAACAUUUUCGGUUCGUAAAUUAUUUGAUAAUCGAUUAUCAUCAUCGAUAACCGGUUCAUCAUUUAUUGUGAUUGAAGAUCCAUUUCACUAUCAUAAUACAGCCAGUUCGGUUACAUUAUCAUCAUUUAUUACCAUAAUGAAUGUAUUCAAUCAUACAUAUUCGUCGCUGAAAUGUUUUACAUUAUCGGAACAAUUUUUUGAUUUUUAAAAGAAAUCAAUUCAGUUUUCUUUAAAGAAAAAAGUGCAGCAUUUUUUUUACAAAUGUUUGCUGCUAAAUUAAUCGGAUGAAUAUUAUUUUGGUCGAUCAAUAGUAAAAAAAAUGAUUUUUUUCAUAUUAAAUAGAAAAAAUGUUUUUUUUUUUGUUGUUGAAUGUUUUAAUGUUUGAAA